AUUGUGCUGAGCUAGUACACGGGGGUUUUUUACUCCGUUGCAACACAGAUACAUGUCAGGAGCGUGGAAGGACGUUGCGGGUAAAAAUCAUGUUUAGAUUGUUAUUACGGACCGCACAUGCGGCCCGAAAGUCUUCAUUUAGUGUUUAUGAGUCCUGUUUGGCCACAUCUAAAUGUGACAAGAAUGCAGCUCAACAUUUCAGGUGAGUACCUGUGACUGAACGGCGAAUAUGACAAAACAUUGACUGAGUUAUGAGACAGAAAAGCCCUUACAAUGAUUGCGAUGCAUUAGAAUUAAUGUUUUAUCAUUAUACUUUCUUCUAAAUCAACAUUUUCGUAAUUUAGGGUUGCAAAUGGAGGUGGAGCAAGAGCCCUCAGCACAACUUCAGCCAGGCACUGUGAGAAGAAAGACGAACCUGCCCUCUCGCAGGACGAGGAGAAAAUAAAUGAAGCUAAAGAUGCUGACCCGACUGAAAAGUCAACUUUGGUUAUACAUAAAACUGAAAACAACAAACUCACAGAACAAAGUGAGCAGCCAGAGGGGUUAAAGACAGAUGAAGGAGGUGCAAUGCAGACUGGUGUUGGAGUUGAAGAGGUUGUUGCAGCAACAAAACAAGUAGAAACAGAGACAAAAGCAGAAAAGAAUGGGAAAGAGAGUCUCAUAGACCUCCUUGGAGCAAUGAAAGUGGACGUCACUACAAAGAAGAAGAGAAAUUUAAAACCGAAGAGAAUUAUUUCAGGCUCAGCCCCUCGGCCAAAUCCAGCAGAUAUGGAGAGCACCAUCAGUAUGUUUCAGAAGGCAACCAUGGAGGCAGCAUCACAGAGGUAUGACAGGACUUCUCACUGAUUUGCUUCUCCCUCUUUAAGUUCAGGUUUCUUCACACUACACUGCUCCUGUUUAAGCUCGUUAUGAUGAAUAACUUUUGAAUAUGACAAGUUAUUGGAUGCCCUGUCUGCCUUCAUCCGCUGAUUCCAGUCUCUUUGCACUGCUCUUUUAGUGAGACGCUUGAUCCAAACCUGGUUGCAGCCGCCUCUGCUGCUGCCUCCACUCUGCCAAACAGAAACCAGGCCCAGUCUGAGCUGCUCAGACAGCUUAGGGAAAACGAGGCCACAACCCAGGCUCAGAAAAAAGGAGACAUCAACCACCUUGGGUAUGUAUUGGACUUUCAAUUGCACAAUGCAAAUACAAGGCUUCUUCUAAUGAAUUCAGCAAUGUUUUUUUCAGGAUGCUUAUAGCUGACAUGAAAGUAGGAAAGCAUUAUCGCAGACAGAACUCUCGACCGUCUAAUCAGAUCCGGUUCGAUGAGGAUGGAAAAGGAUACACAGAAGAAAGACGAGAAAGAGGGGUCAGUGCUGAACUGGAUGGUGUCCGAAGGAGGUAAGAACUUGUGGCUCUUCUGCAUCCAGAUAGUUUUCCAAGCAGUCCAAGUGUUUUACAGAUUUUUUUUUUCUUUUUUUUGAGAAGAGACUUGUUCUCAGGGAGAAGACUCAACAUCUUCUCCACUGCUUCUGAUGAAGGGACAGUUGAGACCGCAGUUGGUAAUAUAUAUUUUUUUUCAUCGAGGUUUGUCAUUUCAGAGUCCUCUUCAAUAGAGGAUUAAUUGUAAUAUGUCGAGUUUUUAGCUGUUCUUUAGAAAUAAUGUAAGAUUUAUAUCAAACAUGUUUUCUUCUAAGUUGAAGUAGUGUGUUUUCUAGCUUUCUUCCUCCACACCACAUUCAUGUUGUUACACAGGGAUUUUGUUAUUCCUGCUCAAGCUGGUGAAAUGUGAUACUUGAAUAAAACUGUAUGUAAAAAAUAAAAUAAUGAUGUUCACUCUUGCUGUCAUUAUAGUUCCAGCUCAGCCAACUCUCUGGGACAUAGACUUUGCCAAUCAAUUGUCCCUAUCAACCAACCAAUUGCCCCGGAAUGGGCUUGAGGAAGUGAUCCAGUGGACCAAAGAAGGGAAAAUAUGGCAAUACCCAAUCAACAAUGAGGCUGGUAAGUCACUGUAGUUAACCCUAACAUAAAUGAGAUACAGAAUUAAUACUGAGUCCAGACAAACCAUGCCUUUUUUUCUGUUUUAGGCCUCGAGGAGGAAGCCCAAGUAAUGUUCCAUGAGCACAUUUUCUUGGAUCAACACCUGGAGGAGGGUUUUCCUCGCCAAGGACCAGUACGACACUUCAUGGAGCUGGUAGUGGCUGGUCUAUCCAGAAACCCCUACCUGACAGUCCAGCAGAAGAAGGAACACAUUUCUUGGUUCAGAGACUACUUCCACCAAAAACAGGAAAUCCUCAAAGAGGCUGAUGUUUACAUUAGCGAAGCUUAAGAUAGCUACUUGUGUUUUCAGCACUUGUUGGAUGUGGACAGAUUAAUAUAAAACCUUGUAAGCCUUGUAAGUGAGGCUUUGCAACAGAGAUCAUCUUUUACCUUGCUAGUGAAAAACCCUGCAGUGGUAACCGUGGAGACCAGUUUGAGUAGAAUAGAAUUAAGUCUGCGUUCAAAUGCAAGAAAUUUUGUUUCAAAAUUAAAUCAAACAAUGUUAAAUAUCUUUAUCAUCAGCUUGUAGCAAAAGAUAGAGGAUAAAAUCUGUGGAACUUCUUGCACACAGUAUAAAAAUGUUACAAAACAACAAGAGUACAGUCAGCUUUGCUUGUUUCAUUUUCUGCUGAAUGCCCAGUGAAUGUUAACAUUAGCCAUUAUUUACCAUUAGGACUGAGGAUCACAGGGUACAAGGGCUGGGACGAUAUGCUUUUCUCCCAAUUUGAUUCUUCUACGAUUUUUUGGAUGCCAAUUCAAUUUAAAUUUCAAUUCUACGAUAUUGUUGAUUUUCUCGAUCUUUAGUCUGCAUUUUAACACCAGUGAAACAGCCGAAUGAUUAUGAAUGUCUACCGACUUUUUCAGUAACCAUAUUUCCCAAAAAAAUACACGCCAUAUGUAAGUCAGUUUUUGAGAUUUAUUCUUAAAUUUGAAAAAAAAAAAAAAUUUGAACAAAAAAAUUGAUUUAAAAAUUGUAAAACAAAAAAUCGCGAUACUUAUGUGAACAACAUUUUUCUCUCACUCCUACAGGGUACCAUCCAAUGAGAGAUGAUACCCAAUACACUUCCCAUAAUAACCAUUGCAUCACAGUACAAUAAUUAUGCAGUAAAUGGUAAGACAAUAACUCAUUGAUAAACCACAAUACAUAUGAAUCUAAAACUACCUCCUUAGGAUGAAGUGUGGAACCAACAUAAAUAGCACUUAUGUCAGGAGCAAUGGAGUUGUGAUGCAGUGAGUCAAACUGAAAGGGAAAUCUCAAAGUCUGUAAUUUUCAAAACUUCAUGUUGAAACUUGAUGCCAGUGAGAAGAUUGCUGUGAUGCACAAACUAGGACAAACAUUUUGAGCCCUACCAAUGUUUUGCCUGCCUAACUGUUGCGCAUCACUUCUCCAUGUGGAGGCAUUGAAAGACAUUUUCGGUGUCUCAGUAUUGUCAGAGGAUGUCAUGUGAAUUGAAUUCAGAAGUUUAUAGACUUUUUCAAUACGUUAACACUUAAAGAAAAUAUUAGAUGAAAACGUAGUUAACAAAGCUCAUUCAAACAUUUCUGAAUGUUUUCCCAGGAAGGUAAUUAAAUUUAACACUGAACAGCAUGUCAGAUUUAAGAUCAGGGUUAUUUUAGUGUGGAGUGCCAUUAGACCUUGAUCCUUGUUCCCCUUUUACAGGAAAUGCUCUUAUAGUAAAAUGGCAUGCUGACAAUCUACCCACUAAAUCCAUUUGGGUGAAAAACAGUCUGUAGUCUAUGUAUUGUUUAAGAGAGAUUAAGAGACCGACAUUCAAAAGAGCCUUGUUUCCACAUUUUGUUCACAUUUCCUAAAACACUUGUAUGCUUGGCACGGUGACAUGUUGGCAGCACUUACGGCUGUUAAAAGCACAUAAUUGUGUCUACAGAAAUAACACCUUAAUGGGCAGAAUGAUCCACUAGAGGGCACUGCUGAUACAUGUGUCUAAGUGUGAAUUCUGAUUCAGUUUGGCUUGAACAUUGGUAAUUUCAUUAUAUAAAAAAAAAAAACAUUCGCAAUUCAAUGCAGUUACAUAUAAAAUUGAAUUCAGUGAGUAACCUUUAAUAGGAGCUGAAUUGGUAUCUGGGUAUUAAAAUUGUCUGGACAGAAAAUUGCCAAAAAUUGAGAUUUUGCACAAAAAUAAGCUAAAUAUACUAAGGAUGUAAUAAGGAUGUAAUGACGUUCAAAUCCUGCCAAGGCUUAAGAGGAGCCUGAAUUGAGGCAUGGAUGUUAAAGUUAGGGAGCAACAAUGGAAAUAAAAAGAGACAGUGGGGAGGUAAGAAGGGAAAAAAGAGGAGCAGGAACAAAGCAAUUUUUUUUUGUUUUUUUAACGAAAAAGUUGUAAAAUGGUCUUCACUCUUGAGAGGAAUAGAGAGGGCAUCAAUUUUGUUGAUUAGCACCUUGUAAAAUCUUAAAAAGUUGCUUGUACUGGGCCAGUACAAACUUUUAAGUACUUUAAUAUGUAAAAUUACACUUCAAAAAGUUACAACACAAAUAACACUAUCCAUGAAGUGGCCCUUUGAAGAUAUCUGUCAAUUACAAGUAGGGGAUUUUAUGACCUUUCCAGAAGGUUGUUGAACAUCAUAACAGCCUCUUUGCACAGUCAAACAGCUACAAAAAAACAACCUCAUACUCAUUUUAAAACUCCUUUCACUGCAAGAUUCUAGGUCAAACUUGGCAUAAAACACAAGUAGCCUAUAUGAGUGUAAAUGAAAGUGAUAUUAAUCAUUUUAGCCCACCAGUUGAUUAAAUAAAAAAUGUCACAUUUACAUCUAUGUAAUGCACCAAA
Messenger RNA from Xyrichtys novacula (pearly razorfish), 4802 nucleotides. Lineage: Eukaryota; Metazoa; Chordata; Actinopteri; Labriformes; Labridae. The record is from the annotation of a GenBank genome assembly.